GAGAUUGUGAAGGAGUAUAUUAGGUGAUCAGCUGGCUCCUUUUUAAAGGUAUAUUUAUUUUUAUUUUUUUUCCAAGCAAAAGCCAGUGUAAAAAAAAAAUAAAAAAAUAAUAAUCAUAUAUGUAUCUAUAUGUACAUUGGAAAUCAUAGACAGCUCCUGAAAAUGGAUACGUAAUAUGAGAAAAGGGAUUCUCGUUUGAAAACUAUUUUUGGGCGAUUUGCUCCAUUUCUGUUGAUCUGAACGCUUAUCGUCUGUGGAUUUCUCUGCACCCGCCCUGGUGUCUCUUCAUUGGAAGCUCUUGGCACGAGAAGGCAUCUUCUGCUGGUAAAAAGCACUUCAUGACUAAACCGGUGUUUGAAAGGAUAAGAUGCAAACCACAACCUAGUCUUAUUAUGGUCAGUCUGAUCAUACAGAAGAGAACGUAUCUGAAGAUGUGUCGAUUGUAGAACCAAGCUUCAUUUGGAAGUCUCUGCAAAAUACCAAGAUUUCUGUCAGGAAUGUAGCCACAGACCUUUAGCAUCCUGAAGAGAGGUAUGCUCUCCCCCAUACGAAAGGUCUUGAAAGUUUCCUGAUUUUGAAUAUUGGUAAUUUUGCAUACAAUUUAUGUAAUUUGAAAAGUGAACAUUUGGAUCCAGGAAACAGAAAAAAACAAACAAACAAAAACAAAACGUGAAGCAAGUGAUCUGCAGACACAUUCAUCAAAGGAAACAAAAACAUUGAAGAGGCAGUUCCAAAUCAUACCUAAGAGCAAUGUGGUCACUACAGCUGCUGUUUUUCAUCACAAUUUCAGAAGCACUAACAUAUGCUUUUAGCCGUGCUCCAAUUCCAAUGGCAGUGGUCAGAAGAGAGCUGUCGUGUGAGAGCUACUCACUCGAUCUCCGUUGUCCAGGAACAGAUGUGAUCAUGAUUGAAAGUGCCAAUUAUGGUAGAACUGAUGAUAAAAUUUGUGACUCAGACCCUGCACAGAUGGAAAAUAUCCGUUGCUAUCUUCCAGAUGCCUAUAAAAUUAUGUCUCAGAGAUGCAAUAACCGUACACAGUGUGGAGUUGUAGCUGGACCAGAGGAAUUUCCUGACCCGUGCCCAGGUACCUAUAAAUACCUGGAAGUCCAGUAUGAAUGUGUCCCUUACAAAGUGGAACAAAGAGUUUUUCUCUGCCCCGGGUUACUUAAAGGAGUUUACCAGAGUGAACAUUUAUUUGAGUCUGAUCAUCAGUCUGGAGCUUGGUGUAAAGAUCCUCUACAGGCAUCUGAUAAAAUAUAUUAUAUGCCUUGGACGCCUUAUAGAACAGAUACCUUAACGGAAUACUCCUCAAAAGAUGACUUCAUAGCUGGACGACCAACUACAACAUACAAGCUUCCUCAUAGGGUAGAUGGCACGGGAUUUGUUGUCUAUGAUGGAGCAUUGUUUUUUAACAAGGAACGCACAAGGAACAUUGUAAAAUUUGACCUUAGGACAAGAAUAAAAAGUGGAGAGGCUAUUAUUGCUAGUGCCAAUUAUCAUGAUACGUCCCCCUAUAGGUGGGGAGGUAAAUCGGAUAUUGAUCUUGCUGUUGACGAGAAUGGGCUGUGGGUAAUCUAUGCAACAGAACAAAAUAAUGGUAAGAUUGUUGUUAGCCAACUGAACCCUUACACUUUGAGAAUUGAAGGAACCUGGGACACGGCCUAUGAUAAACGAUCUGCGUCCAAUGCAUUCAUGGUUUGUGGAAUAUUGUAUGUGAUAAAAUCUGUAUACGAAGAUGAUGAUAAUGAAGCAACAGGAAAUAAAAUUGACUACAUUUAUAACACUGACCAAAGUAAAGAUGGCUAUGUAGACAUACCUUUUCCGAACUCAUACCAAUAUAUCGCAGCUGUUGAUUAUAACCCUCGGGAUAAUUUGCUUUAUGUUUGGAACAAUUACCAUGUAGUAAAGUAUUCUUUGGAUUUUGGAAUCCUGGACAGUGCAUCUGGUUUCAUUUCCUAUGUCGCUCCUUCUAAUCAUUUAGACUCUGGUGUAGAGAAGUUUCCUGCUAAAGAAGCUUCCCCAUCAAAAAUAUUUAUUGGUGCAAGUACGACUACAAGUACUACACAUAGAAUUACAACAACGAGUACCGGAAGAACAACAACUGCAACAAUAAUAUCAAGUCGCAGAAAUCGAAGUACUACCACAUUAGCUCCUGUGGGUGAAGUGCCUAUUGAAGUAACCACACGCCCAGCUCCUGCCUCAUCUCAACUUCCGGCUAUUGGUUCCGAAAGUUGUGAACCUAUAGAAGCCCGUGAAAUCAUGUGGUUCAAGACUCGCCAGGGGCAAGUGGCUAAACAGCCUUGUCCUUUAGGGACUGUAGGCGUAGCAACAUAUAUUUGCAUCACUCCUGAUGGUAUAUGGAAUCCUCAGGGCCCUGAUCUCAGCAAUUGCUCAUCUCCGUGGAUUAAUCACAUUGGACAGAAGUUAAAGUCAUUAGAAACAGCGGCCAACAUUGCGAGAGAACUGGCAGAAUAUACGAAAGGACAUCUCAAUGCAGGAGACAUUUCAUAUUCUGUUAGAGUCAUGGAUCAGUUGGUUGAUUUACUUGAUGUCCAAUUAAGGAAUUUGACUCCUGGUGGAAAAGACAGUGCGGCCCGAAGUUUAAAUAAGCUUCAGAAAAGGGAGCGUUCUUGCAGAGCAUAUGUCCAGGCAAUGGUUGAGACGGUUAAUAAUCUACUCCAGCCCCAAGCUCAGAAUGCUUGGCAAGACUUGACUGUAACUGACCAGCUGAGAGCUGCAACCAUGUUACUCGACACUGUUGAAGAAGGAGCAUUUGUAUUGGCUGACAACCUCCUAAAAACGGACAUUGUGAGAGAGAACACAGAUAAUAUCCAACUUGAAGUUGCUAGACUAAGCACCGAUGUAAAUUUGGAAGAUCUGAAAUUUCCACAGGACCAAGAACACGGAAGCUCUAUACAGCUAUCCUCGAACACACUUCGACAGAAUGGAAGGAAUGGAGAAAUAAGAGUCGCAUUCGUCCUGUACAACAAUCUGGGUCGCUAUCUAUCUACAGAUAAUGCCACCAUGAAAUUAGGAAUGGAAGCCUUAACGACAAAUCAUUCCGUCAUUGUCAAUUCUCCUAUUAUUACCGCGGCAGUUUAUAAAGAAUCAAUCAGCAAGGUCUACUUGGCUGAUCCAGUGGUGUUUAGUGUCAAGCACAUUAAGCAAUCUGAAGACAAUUUUAACCCAAACUGUUCAUUCUGGAGUUAUUCCAAAAACAACAUGUCUGGACAUUGGUCAACGCAAGGCUGCAGACUUUUGACAACUAACAAGACACAUACAGUAUGUUCUUGUAAUCACUUAACCAACUUUGCUGUGCUUAUGGCACAUGUUGAGGUUAAGCACAAUGAUGUGGUUCAUGACCUUCUCUUAGAUGUAAUUACGUGGGUUGGAAUCCUGCUUUCCCUUGUCUGUCUUCUGAUAUGUAUUUUCACAUUCUGUUUUUUCCGUGGCCUUCAAAGUGAUCGCAACACCAUUCAUAAGAAUCUUUGUAUUAGCCUUUUUGUGGCUGAAUUGCUUUUCCUUAUAGGCAUCAACCGAACCGAUCAGCCGAUUGCAUGUGCAGUAUUUGCUGCCCUCCUCCAUUUCUUCUUCUUGGCGGCUUUUACUUGGAUGUUUCUAGAAGGAGUUCAACUCUAUAUCAUGCUCGUUGAGGUCUUUGAAAGUGAACAUUCAAAAAGAAAAUAUUUUUAUGUUGUGGGCUAUGGAAUGCCUGCGCUUAUUGUGUCUGUAUCUGCAGCUGUAGAUUAUAGAAGUUAUGGAACAGACAAAGUAUGUUGGUUACGACUUGAUACCUACUUUAUUUGGAGUUUCAUCGGACCAGCAACGUUAAUAAUCAUGCUUAACGUGAUCUUUCUUGGAAUUGCUCUUUUUAAAAUGUUUCAUCACACUGCCAUAUUGAAACCUGAAUCAGGAUGCCUUGACAAUAUCAAAUCGUGGGUUAUAGGUGCAAUAGCUCUCCUCUGCCUACUGGGACUGACUUGGGCUUUUGGCCUAAUGUAUAUUAAUGAAAGCACAGUCAUUAUGGCCUACCUCUUUACAAUAUUCAAUUCUCUACAGGGAAUGUUUAUAUUCAUUUUCCAUUGUGUCCUUCAAAAGAAGGUCCGAAAAGAAUAUGGAAAAUGCCUACGUGCACAUUGCUGUAGUGGUAAAAGUACAGAGAACUCAAUUGGUUCUGGAAAAUCAUCUAGUUCUCGAGCUCCAACCCGGUACUCCACUGGCUCACAGGUAAACAAUAGUCGAAUUCGAAGAAUGUGGAAUGAUACCGUUAGAAAGCAGUCUGAGUCUUCCUUUAUUACCGGGGAAAUAAAUAGCUCAGCUUCUCUUAACAGAGGAGCCAUGGCUAACCAUCUUAUAACCAAUGCUCUUCUUCGUCCUCAUGGCACUAACAAUCCUUAUAAUACUUUGCUCGGGGAAUCGGCAGUCUAUAACAACCCUUCUGUCAGCACGUACAACACACAAGAGGGACUUCUGAACAAUGCCAGGGAUACAAGUGUCAUGGAUACUCUACCACUGAAUGGUAACCAUUGCAACAGCUAUAGCAUUGCAAGAGGAGAAUACCUAAGCGACUGUGUACAAAUUAUUGAUCGUGGCUUUAACCAUAAAGAGACCACCUUAGAGAAAAAAAUUCUGAAGGAACUGACUUCUAAUUGUAUACCUUCCUAUAUGAACAAUCACGAAGGGUCAAGUGAACAGAACAAGAACUUAAUGAACAAACUUGCGGACAACACUAAUAAAAUAAACAAGGACAACAUAAUAAUUCUUGAUGAUACCACCUCUUUUAGUCAUGACGAAAGUCUAGGCCUAGAACUUAUACACGAAGAGUCUGAUGUUCCCUUGCUGCCAUCACAAGUCUACAUUACAGACAAACAUCAGUCUCAUCACUUCAACAGAAGAUGGAUUCCACCAGAUAACAGUGAGAGUUUUUUCCCCUUACUAACAAAUGAGCACACUGAAGAAAUUCAAACACCCAAAAGGGAUUCUAUUUACACCAGUAUGCCUACAUUAAUUGGCUUGGCUAUCACAGAAAACCUUAAUAGCAACACCCAGACUGAUUCCCCGCCAGCCACAAGUAGUGAAACAGAUGAUGUUUACUAUAAAAGCAUGCCAAACUUGGGCACACAAAACUAUAUACAUCAACUUCAUACUUACUAUCCACUAGGCCGAGGAAGCAGUGAAGGAUUCAUAGUCCCAUCAAACAAAAAUGGAACUUCCUCGGAAGGAGGCGGCAAAGGAACAACUCACCUAGUCACAAGCCUAUAGAAGAAAAGCAAAAAAAAAAACACAAAAAAAAAUGAAAAAAAAACAACAAAAAAGAAAAAAAUCAAUCAAACAAAUCCUAAAAUCUGGUUUACUUUUCUGAUUUAAUAUAAGCAGUGGUAAUAUUGUGUGUGCUCCUAAAUCUUUAUGCUGUUAUAAAAACUGUAAGCCUUUUUUUAUUGGAAUAAUGGAAUUUUUAAUUUUGCCUAAAGGAUGUCUGUGGAAUAUUACCUAUCGAUUUUGUCCCUUUGCCCAAAAUGUCUUCAUUAUGUUAAUGAACUCAAUAAGAACAAAAGUGGCACUCAUUGUGGCCUUCUAGAAUUGUGCUGUUAAAUCAACCCUGAUGCUGUUUCUAAACGGAAAGGACAUUCAUUGUAAAAAAGGCUCAAAUGCUUUUAAAACAUCUGAUAUUAUAUUGGCCAGGGUGCUGCAAACUUGUUACACUGUUUACUAUAAAUCCAUAUCCCAUUUCUGUGGCUUGUGGCCACUUAUUUUAAAUACAGUAUGGAUAUUUGUGGAAAUUAAAGGAAAAAAAAAACAUCAUAGUCAUACCACAAAAAUAAAAUUAAGGCACUUUUAAAUUCAAAAGCUAAAUGCAUAUAUUUCUGAUUUUCUGUAUUAACUGACUACAAAACAAAAAAAACUAAUUUUAGUUAAAACAAAAGGACUUAUGAACUGUACAGAUACUAGCACUGCACAUAUAGUAUGCUUUUUGUUACUAUGAAAUUCAUGUUCCCUGUUAAUGUAAUGGAUACAAAUACAAUCCUUUUCCUGUUGUGUUUGUCUUACAAAUUUUGUCUGCCAAAUAAGAGGUUUCUCCGUUUGCCUUUGAAUUUCACGAGGCAGUGACUUGCCUUUCAACACGUUUCAGAUGAAAACUGAUUAUAUCAAAUAUCAAAAGAAUUAUUGUGGAAGUUUAAUGUUCUAUCACUAUUUAAUAAUAUGUUUUAGUAAUAUAUGUUUUAAAUAUACUGGUGAGCAAUACGGUAGCAUGCUUUAGUUAAUUAAAACAAAGACAACAAAGUUUUAAAUUUUACAUUCAAUUUCGUAAAGGGACACUACCACCUGAAUGGCAGUUCAAUAAAAAUAAUCAAUAGAAUAAUAAAAAGAAUACAUACUUUAUACAGCCCUGUGCGUGGAGCUACUCUAGCAGUAUGCCACCAAUGCUAUUUGCUUUAUAGUGACAUAUACAGCAAGAGAUGUAACUAGAAACCACCAGGCCCCUGUGCAAAUAUUGCACUGGGCCCCAUCAUGUGUCUCAUCCCUACCUAGCCCCUCCUUGUGUCUCA
Molecule: messenger RNA, 6548 nt
Organism: Pelobates fuscus (common spadefoot toad)
Lineage: Eukaryota; Metazoa; Chordata; Amphibia; Anura; Pelobatidae
Gene: ADGRL3
Product: adhesion G protein-coupled receptor L3
Exons: 25
Coding region: 751-5262 (1503 amino acids)
Biological process (GO): cell surface receptor signaling pathway; adenylate cyclase-activating G protein-coupled receptor signaling pathway
Cellular component (GO): plasma membrane
Molecular function (GO): carbohydrate binding; G protein-coupled receptor activity
Source: RefSeq, a predicted model, not a curated record